AUGAAUAGGGAGACGAAAAUUGUUGACUUGCGUGAUUUGAAUACGCCCGAUAAUUGGAUCGAACGUGAUCCAGAACUAAUUCGACUGACCGGGAAUCAUCCGUUCAAUUAUGAGCUACCUUGGACAAAAAAAAUUCAACGUGGUUUUUGGACUCCAACAAGAUUACAUUUUGUUCGAAAUCAUGCCUAUGUACCAAAAAUUGAUUGGAAUGAACAUCGUGUUUGUGGGACCCUGAGAACGAUGAAUAAUCUAGGGAAUGAAGGUCAUGCUCAACAGUUCAACGUUCUACAGUUUAAAACUACUGGAGAUGAAGUUUAUGGAUAUUUGUGGCAAGGUAACAAGUGGCAAAGUUCUCCAGAUGGUGCCAAAGGACAUGAUUUUACCUACUGGUCACCUCUGUCUUUUGAUCAAGAUGGCAAUGUGAAGUAUAUGAACUAUACUGCUAGCUUUACUAUUGAUGUAAUUUCCAAUAUUCAUUAA
Didymodactylos carnosus is the source of this 480-nucleotide messenger RNA. The record is from the annotation of a GenBank genome assembly. NCBI's taxonomy places the organism in Eukaryota, Metazoa, Rotifera, Eurotatoria, Philodinida, Philodinidae.